UCUUUUGAAAGAGUUUUGGUAGAGAACAAGCUGCAUGGCCUUUCUCCAGCUCUCUCUGAAGCCAUUCAGAGCAUUUCUCGCUGGGAACUUGUCCAAGCUGCGCUCCCGCAUGUGCUGCACUGCACUGCUACAUUGCUCUCCAACCGCAACAAGCUAGGGCAUCAGGAUAAGCUUGGAGUAGCUGAAACAAAGCUCCUUCACACUCUUCACUGGAUGCUGCUGGAGGCCCCUCAGGACUGCAGCAAUGACCGAUUUGGAGGAGACAGAGGCUCUAGUUGGGGAGGGAGCAGCAGCGCCUUUAUCCACCAGGUUGAAAACCAGGGAUCACCAGGACAUCCCCGGCCCAGUGCCACAAAUGAUGAGGAGGAGAAUAACAGAAGGAAGUUCUUCCAGAAUUCCAUGGCCACAGUGGAGCUCUUUGUGUUCCUCUUUGCUCCCCUUGUCCACAGGAUUAAAGAGUCUGACCUUACAUUUCGGUUGGCUAGUGGCCUUGUUAUUUGGCAGCCUAUGUGGGAACACAGGCAGCCUGAAGUUUCUGCCUUCAAUGCCCUUGUGAAACCAAUCAGGAACAUCGUUACAGCUAAGAGAAGUUCUCCCACCAACAACCAGAGCAUGACCUGUGAAUCCCCUAACCUGGAGAGUGGACAUAGUGAGGGACUACAGGUGGUCUGUGAGACAACCCAACCAGAUUCUGUACCCCUAAAGGCCACUGUUUCAGCAUGUCAUCGUGGAAAUUCCUUGGAUGGAAGCGUAUCCUCCCAAACCUCUCAGGAGAGAGGUACUGCACAUCCCAGGGUGUCCUUGGUGAUCCCACCAUGCCAGAAGUCUCGCUAUGCCACAUACUUCGAUGUGGCCGUGCUGCGCUGCCUGCUGCAGCCGCAUUGGUCCGAGGAGGGCACGCAGUGGUCACUGAUGUACUACCUGCAGAGGCUGAGGCAUAUGCUGCAGGAGAAGCCAGAGAAACCACCUGAGCCGGAGAUCACCCCUUUGCCAAGACCUCGCAGCAGCUCCAUGGUGGCUGCUGCACCCUCCCUGGUGAAUACCCACAAAACUCAGGAUCUUACUAUGAAAUGUAAUGAGGAAGAAAAAUCACUAAGCACAGAGGCAUUUUCCAAGGUUUCACUGACCAACUUGCGUAGACCAGCAGUUCCAGAUCUCUCCACAGACCUUGGGAUGAAUAUCUUCAAAAAGUUUAAGAGUCGCAAAGAGGACAGGGAGCGUGAGCGCAAAGGGUCAAUUCCUUUCCACCACACCGGGAAGAAGCGGCAACGAAGGAUGGGGGUGCCCUUCCUCCUCCACGAGGAUCAUUUGGAUGUCUCACCCACUCGCAGCACUUUCUCCUUUGGCAGUUUCUCUGGAAUCGGAGAGGACCGGCGUGGCAUUGAGAGGGGAGGAUGGCAAACAACCAUAUUAGGAAAGUUUACCAGACGGGGAAGCUCUGAUACAGCAACGGAGAUGGAGAGCCUGAGCGCCAGGCAUUCCCACUCGCAUCACACGCUGGUUUCUGACCUGCCGGACCACUCCAACAGCCAUGGAGAGAACACAGUCAAAGAAGUGCGGUCCCAGAUCUCCACCAUCACUGUGGCCACCUUCAACACCACCCUGGCCUCAUUCAACGUGGGUUACGCCGACUUCUUCAGUGAGCACAUGAGGAAGCUUUGCAACCAGGUGCCUAUCCCCGAGAUGCCCCAUGAGCCGCUCGCAUGUGCCAACCUCCCACGGAGCCUGACAGACUCCUGCAUCAAUUACAGUUGCUUGGAGGAUACGGAUCACAUUGAUGGAACCAACAACUUUGUCCACAAGAACGGCAUGCUGGAUCUCUCGGUGGUCCUGAAGGCUGUUUACUUGGUCCUGAACCAUGACAUCAGUUCCCGGAUUUGCGACGUGGCACUGAACAUUGUGGAGUGCUUACUUCAGCUUGGUGUGGUGCCCUGUGUAGAGAAGGUUCGGAGGAAGAGUGAGAACAAAGAAAACGAGGCCCCUGAAAAAAGACCAAGUGAAGGAUCCUUUCAGCUCAAAGGGGCUGCUUCUGCUGGUUCAGCUUGUGGAUUUGGGCCUCCUCCAGUUAGUGGAGCUGGAGAUGGAGGAGAAGAAGGAGGUGGUGGAAGUGGUGGAGGAGGUGGAGGUGGAAGUGAUGGAGGUGGAGGAGGAGGAGGAGGGCCAUAUGAGAAGAAUGAUAAAAAACAGGAAAAGGAUGAAGGCCCAUCCGUCAGCACCCAUAGGCUGGCACUCACAAUGCUGAUCAAAAUUGUGAAGUCCCUGGGUUGUGCCUAUGGUUGUGGAGAAGGACACCGAGGGCUCUCUGGAGAUCGCCUGAGACACCAGGUAUUCCGGGAGAAUGCUCAGAACUGCCUCACAAAGCUGUACAAACUGGACAAGAUGCAGUUCCGGCAGACCAUGAGGGAUUAUGUGAACAGGGAUUCUCUCAAUAAUGUGGUGGAUUUCCUGCACGCUUUACUGGGAUUCUGCAUGGAGCCAGUCACUGACAACAAGGCUGGAUUUGGGAAUAACUUUACCACAGUGGACAACAAGUCUACAGCCCAGAGUGUAGAAGGUAUUAUUGUGAGUGCCAUGUUCAAGUCAUUGAUCACUCGCUGUGCUUCCACUACACAUGAGCUACACAGCCCAGAAAACCUGGGCUUGUACUGCGACAUCCGACAGCUGGUCCAGUUUAUCAAGGAGGCUCAUGGGAAUGUCUUUCGGAGAGUGGCACUCAGUGCCCUAUUAGACAGCGCAGAAAAGUUAAUACCAGGAAAAAAACCAGAGGAAACGGAGCAAGAGCCGAAACCUUCUGGGAGCAAAAGAUCCGAGGUGGGAAGCGUCAUCAUUGACAAAGGCCAGGCAUCAGCCGCCCCUGAUGAAUGCCGUAGUUACAUCUCAAGCCGCCCAAUGCAAACUCCGGAACAUGAUGAGCAAAUCCAAGGGGCUGUUCUGGGACGCAAGGAUUUCUGGCGAAAGAUGUUCAAGUCACAGAGUGCAGCGAGUGAUACCAGUAGUCAGUCUGAGCAGGACACAUCUGAGUGCACCACUGCUCAUUCUGGGACCACCACAGACAGACGCUCCCGCUCCCGUUCCCGACGAAUCUCCCUUCGAAAGAAACUCAAACUCCCCAUAGGGAACUGGCUGAAGCGCUCUUCCCUCUCUGGCCUGGCUGACGGGGUGGAAGAUCUCCUCGAUAUCAGCUCUGUCGACCGUCUGUCUUUCAUCAGGCAGAGUUCCAAGGUGAAGUUCACCAGCGCGGUGAAGCUGUCAGAAGGCGGGGGGCCAGGAGGUGGCCUGGACAACGGGCGAGACGAAGAGGAGAAUUUCUUCAAGCGUCUUGGUUGCCAUAGCUUUGACGAUCACUUGACCUCCAACCCUGAAGGAGGAAAAUCCAAGAACGUUGUGAACCUGGGAGCGAUCCGCCAAGGCAUGAAGCGCUUUCAGUUUCUCCUCAACUGCUGUGAACCAGGCACUAUCCCUGAUGCUUCCAUUUUGGCAGCAGCCUUAGAUCUUGAAGCUCCUGUAGUGGCGAGAGCAGCCCUGUUCCUCGAGUGCGCACGCUUCGUUCACCGCUGCAAUCGUGGCAACUGGCCCGAGUGGAUGAAGGGCCACCAUGUGAACAUUACUAAGAAAGGCCUGUCCCGUGGGCGUUCUCCUAUCGUGGGCAACAAGAGGAACCAGAAGCUGCAGUGGAAUGCAGCUAAGCUCUUCUACCAGUGGGGAGAUGCAAUCGGUGUCCGCCUCAACGAGCUGUGCCACGCUGAGAGUGAGAGCCCUGCCAACCUGCUGGGCCUCAUUUAUGAUGAGGAGACCAAGAGGCGCCUGAGAAAGGAGGAUGAGGAAGAAGACUUUUUAGAUGACAGCACUGUGAAUCCUACCAAAUGUUGUUGUCCUUUUGCACUGAAAAUGGCAGCCUGUCAGCUUCUCCUGGAGAUAACCACUUUCCUUCGAGAGACCUUUCCCUAACUGCCCAGGCCACGCACGGAACCACUACAGGACCUGGAGAGCUGCAGGCUGCGUCUGGACCCUGAGAUGGACCGGCACAGGUAUGAAAGAAAGAUCAGCUUUGCUGGGGUUUUGGAUGAGAAUGAAGAUUCAAAGGAUUCCCUGCACAGCAGCAGCCACACCCUCAAAUCUGAGGCUGGCUUCGAGGAGAAAAAAGUUCCCAGCAGGAAGAUCAGGAUAGGAGGCUCCCGCUUGCUCCAGAUUAAAGGAACUCGCAGUUUCCGGGUGAAGAAGGGGGGUUCCCUUUCCAGCAUUCGCCGGGCCGGCAGCCUAAAGAGCACCAAGUUAUCACGGCAGGACUCAGAGUCUGAGAAUGAGGAGCUGCAGCUGUCCCACAGCAGGGACACUGUCACUGAUAUAGAAGGGAGCCCUUGGAGCGCGAGCGAACCUAGCAUCGAGCCCGAGGUGCUGAGCAACACAGGCGCGGAGGAGAACUAUCAUCGGAACAUGUCGUGGCUGCAUGUGAUGAUUCUACUAUGCAACCAGCAAAGUUUCAUAUGUACCCACAUCGACUACUGUCACCCACACUGCUACCUCCAUCACAGCCGGUCCUGUGCUCGUCUUGUCCGGGCCAUCAAACUCCUGUAUGGAGACACAGUGGACUCUCUGCGAGAAAACAGCACACUGAACAGUGUGGCAAGAGGCAAAAAGCAAAAGGAAUGCUCAGACAAGUCAUGCUUGAGAACUCCUUCUCUAAAAAAGAGAGUGGUCGAUAUCAACUUGGAAGGGAAGAAGGACUCUGGAAUGUUAAAAUACAUCAGGCACCAGGUAAUGAGCCUCUCCCCUGCACCUUUGUCCCUGCUAAUCAAGGCAGCUCCUAUCCUCACAGAAGAGAUGUAUGGGGACAUCCAGCCGGCAGCAUGGGAGCUCCUACUCAGCGUGGAUGAGCACAUGGCUGGAGCAGCAGCUGCCAUGUUCCUGCUGUGUGCUGUGAAAGUACCAGAGGCCGUUUCUGACAUGCUGAUGUCCGAAUUUCAUCACCCCGAGACAGUGCAAAGGCUGAAUGCCAUUCUCAAAUUCCACACGCUCUGGAGGUUUAGGUAUCAAGUCUGGCCAAGGAUGGAAGAGGGAGCACAGCAGAUCUUUAAGAUCCCUCCUCCAAGUAUAAACUUCACUCUGCCUUCUCCUGUCCUGGGGAUGCCAUCCGUGCCAAUGUUUGACCCACCCUGGGUCCCUCAGUGCAGUGGGAGUGUGCAAGAUCCUAUAAAUGAAGAUCAGUCGAAGUCAUUCUCAGCCAGAGCUGUGUCACGUUCCCAUCAGCGAGCGGAGCACAUCCUGAAGAACCUGCAGCAGGAGGAAGAGAAGAAGCGCCUGGGCCGAGAAGCCAGCCUCAUCACUGCCAUCCCCAUCACUCAGGAGGCCUGCUAUGAGCCAACCUGCACACCGAGCUCGGAGCAGGAAGAAGAAGAAGAAGUUGCCAACCUGGCCUCCCGCCGUCUCUCCGUGAGUCCCUCCUGCACCUCCAGUACAUCUCAUAGGAACUACUCCUUCCGCCGCGGCUCUGUCUGGUCAGUGCGGUCAGCAGUCAGUGCAGAAGAUGAAGAACACACUACAGAGCAUACUCCAAACCAUCACGUGCCACAACCACCUCAAGCUGUGUUUCCAGCGUGCAUCUGUGCAGCAGUGCUCCCCAUUGUCCAUUUGAUGGAAGAUGGAGAAGUCCGGGAGGAUGGAGUAGCUGUAAGCGCUGUUGCUCAGCAAGUCCUGUGGAACUGCUUAAUUGAAGACCCCUCGACGGUUUUGCGCCAUUUCCUUGAGAAGCUCACUAUUAGCAACCGGCAGGAUGAGCUGAUGUAUAUGUUAAGGAAGCUUUUGUUGAACAUUGGAGACUUCCCUGCCCAGACAUCUCAUAUCCUCUUUAACUACUUGGUAGGACUGAUCAUGUAUUUUGUACGCACUCCAUGUGAAUGGGGCAUGGAUGCCAUUUCUGCCACACUUACCUUCCUUUGGGAAGUGGUGGGUUAUGUAGAAGGACUGUUCUUCAAGGAUCUCAAACAGACUAUGAAGAAGGAGCAAUGUGAAGUGAAGCUGCUGGUGACUGCCUCAAUGCCAGGCACGAAGACCCUCGUCGUGCAUGGACAGAAUGAGUGUGACAUCCCAACUCAGUUACCAGUCCAUGAGGACACACAGUUUGAGGCUCUGCUGAAGGAGUGUUUAGAGUUUUUUAACAUACCUGAAACACAGUCUUCUCAUUACUUUUUAAUGGAUAAGCGGUGGAAUCUUAUUCAUUACAACAAGACCUAUGUCCGUGACAUUUAUCCCUUCCGGAGGUCAGUCUCUCCCCAGCUCAACCUGGUGCAGAUGCAUCCAGAAAAAGGUCAAGAGCUCAUUCAGAAGCAGGUGUUCACCCGGAAGCUAGAAGAGGUGGGGCGGGUGUUGUUCCUCAUAUCGCUGACCCAGAAAAUCCCAACUGCCCACAAGCAGUCCCACGUAUCUAUGCUCCAGGAGGACCUUCUCCGCUUGCCUUCAUUUCCCCGAAGUGCCAUUGAUGCUGAGUUCUCACUCUUCAGUGAUCCCCAAGCUGGAAAAGAGCUCUUUGGUCUGGACACUCUUCAGAAAAGCUUGUGGAUUAAGCUGCUGGAGGAGAUGUUCCUUGGCAUGCCCAGCGAGUUCCCCUGGGGGGAUGAGAUCAUGCUGUUCUUGAACGUCUUCAACGGUGCCCUGAUCCUGCACCCUGAGGACAGUGCCUUGCUGAGGCAGUACGCUGCCACGGUCAUCAACACAGCUGUGCACUUCAACCACCUCUUCUCCCUCAGCGGGUACCAGUGGGUCCUCCCCAGCAUGUUGCAGGUGUACGCUGACUAUGAAAGCAACCCACAGUUACGCCAGGCGAUUGAGUUUGCGUGCCGCCAGUUCUACGUUCUGCAUCGCAAGCCCUUUAUUCUGCAGCUGUUUGCAAGCGUGGCCCCUCUCCUGGAGUUCCCUGAUGCUACAAACAACGGAACCAGCAAAGGAGUGUCAGCUCAGUGCCUGUUUGACCUGCUGCAGUCUUUAGAGGGAGAUACGCCAGACAUUUUGGACAUCUUGGAGCUGGUGAAAGCAGAAAAGCCUCUCAAGUCAUUAGACUUCUGCUAUGGGAAUGAAGACCUGACCUUUUCGAUCAGCGAAGCCAUCAAGCUGUGUGUGACAGUGGUGGCCUACGCUCCUGAAUCAUUCAGAAGCCUCCAGAUGCUGAUGGUCUUGGAAGCACUGGUUCCCUGUUACUUACAGAAGCUGAAACGACAAACCUCUCAGGCGGAGACCGUGACAGCAGCUCGUGAGGAGAUUGCUGCUAUGGCUGCCCUCGCCACAUCGUUGCAGGCCCUCUUGUACAGUGUAGAAGUUCUCACCAGGCCCAUGACAGCCCCGCAGAUGAGCCGAUGUGACCAAGGCCACAAAGGGACCACAACAGCAAACCACACCAUGUCAGCGGGUGUGAACACCAGGUACCCAGAACAGGGAGCCAAACUACACUUUAUCAGGGAGAACCUUCACUUACUGGAGGAGGGCCAGGGUCUGCCCCGAGAGGAGCUGGAUGAACGAAUUGCCAGAGAGGAGUUCAGGAGACCGCGGGAGUCAUUGCUCAAUAUCUGCACCGAGUUUUACAAGCAUUGUGGUCCAAGGCUGAAGAUUCUGCAGAAUCUGGCUGGCGAGCCCCGAGUGACUUCUCUGGAGCUGCUGGACGUGAAGUCCCACAUGAG
Eurypyga helias (sunbittern) is the source of this 7667-nucleotide messenger RNA. RefSeq names its product unc-80 homolog (C. elegans) (gene UNC80). The record is from RefSeq and is a predicted model, not a curated record. Lineage: Eukaryota; Metazoa; Chordata; Aves; Eurypygiformes; Eurypygidae. Gene Ontology annotation, biological process: monoatomic cation homeostasis. The annotation marks the transcript as partial. Gene Ontology annotation, cellular component: axon; cation channel complex. The transcript has 49 exons. Gene Ontology annotation, molecular function: monoatomic cation channel activity.